Messenger RNA from Oreochromis niloticus (Nile tilapia), 2040 nucleotides. RefSeq names its product src kinase associated phosphoprotein 1 (gene skap1). Gene Ontology annotation, molecular function: protein binding. Gene Ontology annotation, cellular component: cytoplasm; plasma membrane. The record is from RefSeq and is a predicted model, not a curated record. NCBI's taxonomy places the organism in Eukaryota, Metazoa, Chordata, Actinopteri, Cichliformes, Cichlidae.
GCAAAAACGGAAAACAUAUGUACUUGAAUGUGGCACCCACGGAGAAGACUCACAUAAAGAUAGCUAUCAAAUAAAAUGACAUUUAAAAUAGCUUUCCACCUUUAUUUCCACAUUAACUGGCAGAGCUUCUUUGCUCUCAGCUGAGAAACCAGAAUGCAGAGGAAGUUGUCAUUUGUGCACCUGCUCCUCCCCGUUUUGUGCAAAUGUUGAUGCAUGCACGGAAGUUUCAGUGCAAAAGGCCACAGGUGGUGAGUUGAUCUGCAGUGUAUCUGUGCCGGGUUCCUUUUUAAGUGUAAUUGAGCUGUAACGGUGAACCAAAGGGAUGGGGACAAAUGUGGACGACUUCACGAGGCUUCUGUAUGACUGCGAGCUGUUUGUGACAGAGAUUCUUCAUGGUGAGAACCUGAGUGAAUCUGCAGAAGAGACACGACAGGUCCUGCUGAAUAACUUCAGGGUCGUCCAUUCAAGAAACCCUGAGGAGUUUCCUAUAAGAUUGGAUUUAAGGGAAGAUGAAGGCUCCGAUGACAACCGCAGUUCCAGCCUGGGUCGCUCGGCCCCUUCAGACGACGCCUCAGUAGUGUCUGACUACCAGGAAGAUGGAGUGGGUGACUACGAUGAGGAUAUCCCUCCAGUUGCAGCCUAUGAGCUCACCAACAUCCUGAAGCAAGGUUACUUGGAAAAGAAACGAAAAGACCACAGCUUCUUUGGACCAGAGUGGCAGAAGAGAUGGUGCAUCCUGAACAAUUCAAUAUUCUACUACUUUGGGAGUGAAAAAGAUAAACAGCAGAAGGGUUCAUUUUAUAUCAAUGACUACACUGUACAGAUGGUGACCAACCUGAGAAAAGACUCCAAAAGAAAAUCCUGUUUUGAGCUCAGUGCUCCUGGAAAACGGCCCUUCCAGUUCACUGCCAGCAGCCCUCAAGAGGCCAGAGAAUGGGUGGACCAAAUCAAUUUUGUACUUAGAGAUCUCAGCUCCAACUUCAUCCCCGUCGAUGACGAGGAGGAGGAGGAGGAGGACGAGGAUACCUACGAUGACAUCGAGGUGGUCAACGAAACCCCGACUCGGCCGACCCCGGCCUCCCGGGGAGGAGGAGUAGCCAGAGGACAGGAGAUAGGGGAGGAGGAUGACGAGGAAGAAGAUAUCUACGAGGAGCUGCCAGAUGAAGAACUUGGAAAUCCAGGUGAUGAGAGCGACGAGAAGAGCAGCAAACAAGUUUGGUCCUCAGAUUAUUCCAACUACUACCAGGGUUUGUGGGAUUGCCAGGGCGACGAGUCAGACGAACUGACCUUCGAGAGAGGAGAUCUCAUCUACAUCAUCAGCAAGGAGUACAACAUUCACGGGUGGUGGGUCGGCGAGCUAAACGGCACCGUGGGCAUCGUCCCCAAGGACUUCCUGCAGCCUGCCUACAUCCUCUGAGCUCCAACAGCGCUGCGGCUGCCGGCACGUCCUGCCAUGAAUUACCCUGACACAUCUGUCAGAUAAGCUUUUGGCAUUUCAAAAUUAUUCCCCUUUUAUACCAAUGUAAAUUAUUAUAUUAUCACCUAAGCCUGCUGCAGCUGUACUUACUCUUCUACACUAUAAGCCAUUAAUAAAAGCCUGUUUAAAAAAAUCAAAGUGCACACUGGAGCUGGAGUAAUUAGUCUGUUAAUCAGUUUUGAUAAAUGAUCAAUCGUCCUAAAUGUGAGAUUUCUCAUUUUCUUUAUCUUUAUAAGAAGUCUCAACCACUGUUUGGCACUUUUCUGAAUUUUCUAAAGUAAACAGUGAAUGUGUUAAUUCAAAUAAAAUGACAGACACAUCAAUAAUUAAAAGCACCAUUAGCUGCACUUUGAGUGAUUAAGAACUGUGCAUGCAUACAUUUAUCAAUCCACUGGAUAAAUCUGAAAAUAGAACGUUGUUAGUUUAUAAAUAAUUUCCUCAUAACUGACAUAAAAAACAGUAAUGUAAAAUAUUUUAAUGUAAACUCUGCUCAGAAAUACUAAAAGUAAAAUAUUGUGUGCUUUUGUUUCUGUUGUAAAUAAAAGGGGAUUAUUAAAACUGUU